AUGGCCUCCUAUCUUAAGCAAUGGAAUUGGCACUGCUUUGGAAAUGUCUAUGAAGCAGUGGAGAAGGCUGAGAAAAAUUUGGAAUCCCUGGAAGCUGAAAUUGGGAAUGGUAAUGCUAGUGAAGCUGCAUUGCUGGAAAAUGCUGAAAAGAAGGCUGCAAUCAAUAGACUUAUGGGAGGGGACAGGAAUACUAAAUAUUACCAUGCUUGUAUCAAGUACAAAAGGAAAUGUAAUAACAUUCACAAGAUUCAAGAUGCCCAAGGUUGUUGGAUCAACAAUUAUGAGGAUAUUGCUAAAAAUGUUGUUGAUUACUUUCAAAAUCUCCUCACUACACCUCAUUUAACUGCUACACCUGUGGAUCCUCAAUUCUUCCAGGAAGAACUCAUUUAUACACAUGAACUUCAACUCUCAUCCACUCCUACUGAGUCUGAAAUCUGGGAGGCCCUUAAUACUAUUGAUAACUCCGAAGUUGUUGGUCCUGAUGGAUAUAUAGCUGCUUUUUACAAAAAAUCCUGGUCCAUUAUCAUCCCG
Phalaenopsis equestris is the source of this 531-nucleotide messenger RNA. RefSeq lists its product as uncharacterized. The record is from RefSeq and is a predicted model, not a curated record. The annotation marks the transcript as partial. The transcript is spliced from 2 exons. NCBI's taxonomy places the organism in Eukaryota, Viridiplantae, Streptophyta, Magnoliopsida, Asparagales, Orchidaceae.